Messenger RNA from Homalodisca vitripennis (glassy-winged sharpshooter), 4789 nucleotides. Its product is annotated as claspin-like. The transcript is spliced from 21 exons. Bases 223 to 4299 code for a protein of 1358 amino acids. Gene Ontology annotation, molecular function: anaphase-promoting complex binding. Gene Ontology annotation, biological process: mitotic DNA replication checkpoint signaling; mitotic G2 DNA damage checkpoint signaling; activation of protein kinase activity. The record is from RefSeq and is a predicted model, not a curated record. NCBI's taxonomy places the organism in Eukaryota, Metazoa, Arthropoda, Insecta, Hemiptera, Cicadellidae.
CAUCAAUCACUCAAGACUCAAACACCAUAGGCCAAAUUGUGGAAUUAGGAAUUAGGUUAUGCUUGUAGUUAACGAAAGUUAGUUGAGUGAUACAUGAUUAUAGGUGAAAGAAUUAUGGGAUUGGAUUCUGAGUGAGCACAUAAAACAAUCACUGCCUAAUAUUAUUGUUAUUAUUAAUGCACUGAAGAAGGGUUGAUCACAUAUACUAAAUAUUAGGAUAGAAUGAGUUCUGAUGAAGAGAUUUUGACAGUGAGGAAGAAAAAAUAUGUGGUUGACAGUGAUUUGAGUGACACAAAUGAAAAUGUGGGAAAGCAGGAAUUAGAUGAUAAUAGUAAUGACCAAAAUGAUACAUCAUAUCAAUCUCCAAAAAAGAAGAAAAAGAAAACUAGGAGGUUGAAAACUAUUGGCAGCAGCUCAGAGAGUGAUGAUGAUGAUAAUGAUUCAAUACUAAAGAAUGUUAAACAUAGUUCAACUUCCAAUAUAUCACCUAUUAAAAAUGGUGACAUCUCACAAGAGGAGGAGAAUCAUUCAAGUGGUAAUAAUGAAUCAGUAUUAUCAGGAAUGAAGGAAACACAACUGUCAAAGAACUCGUGGUACAAGAACAGUGAUUUAUUUACAGAUGAAAGCUCUGAUGAAGAUAAUGUUCAAAAGAAGGGGUCUUAUAAAGGCAGCGGAGAUGAAAGGGCAAAUUCUAGUGAUGAUGCUACUUCACAUGACAAGGAACAUGCAUCUUCUGAAGAUGAAGAACUUGAACUGGAAAAAACCAUUGGACGUUCACCUUCUCCUCCAACCUCACCCCUAAAGGAAAGGAAGUCCAAAAAAAAGGCACUUGAUGAGAUGGAAGAGAUCCGGAAAGAAUCCCAACGCAUGAUAAGAGAAACUCCGGUAGCAAUUCCAUAUCAUAGACCAAGACAACGUACUCUGGCCGAGUUCAGAGAAAGGAGAAAGGCUACUCCGAAAAUAUCACUUCAUACAUCUGCUGAUCUUCUGGUAACUGCCUGGAAAGCAAUUGAGCAACGAGAAAAAGAAGCAGAAACAUUUUACAAAUCAGAAUCGUCAGAGGACGAGGUUGAAGAGGAAACAAGGAGUAUUGAUGUGCAGGAAAAUCAUACUGACUUGAAAAAUAAUGAAACUACUGAAGAAACUAUUUCAUUGACCACUCAAGACCAAAACAAUGAACAUGAAGACAUGAGUAAGUGUAGUGAAGGGUCAGAGUUAACCAAAUUAGAGAACAAUGUUGGCAACUCUGCUGGAAAAUCAGAAGCUUCAGUUUAUAGUAAAAGUUUUGCAACAGAAUUUAGUAAUAAAACAGAGAAUAAUGAAAGCAAUAAUCUAAAGUGUGACCUAGAUGUUGAGAAAACUUCUCUAAUUAAUAGCGAGGUGGUACAAGACUGUGCUCAUAAAGAAACUGAAGUAAAUCACAUAAAUUCUGUGAAAGAAUUGGAAGGUGAAAUACAUCGUUGUGCAAACAAAAAAGACAGUUUGGCCAAUGAUGAUAUAAAAGACAGUGAUCUUUCCAAAGAUGACUAUUGUACUAAAAAGGAAGAAUCUUCAGUAGAUGAACCCAACAAAAUGUCCUCAUGCAAUUUAAAUUCUGUAGACAGUUUACCCAACACAGAAGAAUUUAGUUUAAGGUUAAGUGAAUCUCAAUCAGAGUUAGACUCUUUAUCAAAAUCAAAUGAACAAUAUAUUAAUAUAAGUACCAUUGAAAGGCAUGAAAAUCCAAUCAUAAAUCAUACUGAGUGUCCAAACAAUUACCAGAGUUCAAUAAUGGAAGUUGAUAAUGCAGAAGAGGAUAAAGAUAAAAAGAAUGAAGGUCAAAGUAUCAGUGGAAUGGUGACAAGUGAAAGUCAAAAUGAACAGAAUGAAGAAGUGAACUCUAAUGAUCAGUGUAAUAAUGAAUUUAAAAAACAAAUAGAAGAUGACAUGAAAGAAAAUAUUGAUUCAAAUAAAUUAUUAAAUACAACCAAUGAAAUUGACAAUAUUGAGUACAAACUUAGAAUGAAAUACAACUAUGAACCAAAGAUACCAGUCGCUAGUGCUCCGAAAAUAUCAGGUGCUGAAGAUGGUGUGAUUGAUUUAGAAGACAAAGUUGUGAAACCUGGAGUAGAUGGGCUCAUGGAGAGAUUUUAUACACAUUUGUCAUACAAGAAAAAACCUGUUAAAAAGAAGACAUCCCUUGAACUCAGUAUUGUGAGUGCAGAGACAGAUAAAGCGGGCCAUGUUAGUGCCAUCAAGGAGGAGAUUGUGAAGGUGCUGGUGGGGAGUGAGGAGACAGAGGAAGAUCCUACUCUGGCUAAACCUGGUGCCAAGUUGGCGCGACUACGGACUCACCUACGGGCCGAGAUGUGUCGCCAACGUGAAGAACAGUGGAGCAAGAAGCAGCAGGAGCAGCGUUUGUACGAGGACGAGAUUUAUGAAGGGGAAAAGGAUGUUUGUGAUGCUCUUGAUGAGGAUAAUGAUAAUGAAGAUGGCAGUAAAAGUGAUGGAGAAGAGUCAGAAGAGGAGGAGGAGGAGGAGGAAGAAGAAGAACUAGAAGAAGACGAUAUUGACAUGUCAGAUAAGAAAAAUAAGAAAAAGAGUGCAUUUGUUGAUGAUGAAGCAGAAGAAUCUGAUGAUGGUGUUGUGAAAGAUGGCGAAGAAGAAUCGUCUGAUUCUUUUAUCAAGAGACCAGCUCAAAAGAAAAUACCACUAAAGAGAACAAAUACAGAAGACAUGUUCUUAUCACAGGAACUUUUAAAAUCAUCUAACAGUAUUGAGGAAGAUGAACUUCAAGAGGAACUUCCAUCCUUCCAAAAGCCACGUCCUGUGGAAGAGAAGGCAGAAGAGAUGGAAGGGUCUGAGACUUCUUCCGUGUGUCCUUCCCCUGCCUUCCAGUUGACAGCCUUGGAAGGGAAGGAUGUGAACAGAUUUAACUGGAGUGCACCCACUACACCUUGCAAGGACUUUCUCAGUCCGAAAACUGUGACACCCGUGAGAGGUCUUUUGCAACAGCUGAUUGAGAGAUCUCCUUCUGUUGGCUCCCAAGACUUGGAGAACCUCUGCUCUGGACAAUUUGUAUCACAGCCUGUACACGAUGCAGAGGAGAAUAACACUCAGGAUUUCCAGCUGUUUCUGGCAGAGGACUCACAAGUUCCACCAGACCAUGCUACUCCAGUGAAAAUUCUGCCUGAAGCCCAGAGGAAGAGUUUGGAUGGGAAAGAUGACAUGAGAUCAUUGCUGGUUGAUGAUGAUGAAGAGUUAGCUGAUACAUUAGUGAAUAAGAAAGUGAAGAAACUCAUCUUUUCAGAUGAUGAAGAUGAAGGUGAAAACAGUCAGCAGAGGCAGGGCAAUUUGGCGGAAAGCGAUGUUGAAGACGAAGAUGGUGAAGUAAACUUGCCUGCGGAGGAAGUGGACUAUGAUUCUGAGGAGAAUGAAGUGGUCAAGACGGCCGGGGACUUCCUGGACAAGGAGGCAGAACUGUCAGAGGAAGAGUGGGAGAGUGAGGAUGAGGACGAGAGAGGUCUGGACACUCUGGAGAUGGAGGAAGCAGAUCGGGAGCACAUAGACCAGCGGCGACUUCAGCGAGAGUUGGGCCAGAUGCACAUGAAGCAGAUGCUGAUAGAGGACAAGAAAGACAUCCGACUAUUGCAGGAGAUGCUGUUGGAGGAUGGAGAACUACAUUCAGAAGGAAGAAGGCAGAGACUGUUCCGAUGGUCCAACAACACUUUUGGAGAGGAAGAUAACAAAGCCCAGAUAGACUCUGAUGACGACAAUGCUGAUGAGGAUGAAGAUGAAGAGAGUUGGCGAAGAUCACGACAUGAAAGAGAACAAUAUCUUAAGGAACACAAGAAAAAGGUGGAGCAGCUGGAGCUGGUGGUGGAGGAGGAAUCAGACAGUCAGCUGCUGAAGUUGGGACAGAAAGCUCUCAAGAGAAUGAGCAGUAGUAGUCAAGAGACCAAACUUACUCCCACCGUGGACCCACUGGCCUCACCUAACCCUAAGAAGCCCUUCCAGCAGUUGCUGAAGAGAGGCUCGUUCCUGACAAGAGGGGAGCAGGUGCUGUCUCGCCUUGCGCAGAUGGUGGCCAGCUCAGAUGCUACAACCAAUGUUAACCAACCGAAGAAUUCCCGCAACUUUGUCUUUGCCUCCAUCAGCCCCACCAAAGAUAAAGGGGAAGAACCCAAGCCUAUCCAGCCAACAAAUAAAAGGAAGAAAUUAGAGUUGCCUCUGCCGAUACCCAAGAAGAUGUGUGUCCAGAAACCAAAGACAGCCAACAAGAAAAGUCUUUUUGAAGCACUUUCAAAAGUUCAAAGUUGACAUUAACGUAACAAUUUUAACAUAGUUGAUUUGUAUAAUUUAAAUGUAAAUGUGUAAAUAUUAGAUUUGGAUGUAGUUUAUAGAGUACUUUUGUAAUAAAAAAAACUUUAUUUUUUAGAUAGUUUUGUAAAUUUUAUCAUAUAACUUAAACUGUACUGGCAGUUGAAAAGCAAUUACAUAAAAUGUCAUGUGAUUUCACUAGACCAUACAUUUUGGCUGGCAAGAACAACUGUGUUGGUCUGGCAACUCCAGAAUCUCACCAAGUCACCUACAGCUGUGACCCUUAGUGGUCCUGUGGUUUUCUUCAUGGUGCAACAAAUUAUACUUUAAUGGUAGUUUAAGUGUUUAUAGAAAGUCUCUGAGAUGAUUCCCAAUCUAUUUCAGGACAACAAUGUCAUCUUCCAUGUGUUUUAUCCGUUUAAAAAUGUAUAAUUGUUUCCAACAUGUAAUUAGAGUUGUGAAAAAUAUAAUAUGAACCUCUUUAAAUAUG